Molecule: messenger RNA, 447 nt
Organism: Tauraco erythrolophus (red-crested turaco)
Lineage: Eukaryota; Metazoa; Chordata; Aves; Musophagiformes; Musophagidae
Source: RefSeq, a predicted model, not a curated record
AUGCACGGAUUGACCUCUGCGUGUUUGUUCUUCAUCGACAGGUUGAUGACGCCUGGGAGUGAAAUUCGAUUUGUCCAUAAGCACAUGGGUCUGGUGCCAGGCUGGGGAGGAGCCGCCCGGCUGGUGCAGAUCGUCGGCGGCGGGGCUGCCCUCCGGCUGCUGAGCGGGGCAGCCGGGUUGGACCCCGAGAGAGCUUUGCACCUUGGGCUCUCGGAGGAGACGUUGUCAUCGUCUGAUGAAUCCGGAGCGUUAGAAGAAGCCCGAGCCUGGCUGAGUCAGUACACAGAGGGUCCAGCCAGUGUGAUUCGGGCUGUGAAAAAGGUGGUGACAGCAGGAAGAGAGCUACCACUGGAAGCUGCCCUAAGGACAGAGAAGGACAUUUUUGGAACUGUAUGGGGUGGGCCUGCCAAUUUGCAGGCAUUGAUUAGAAGACCAAAACAUAAAUGA